GGCCACUUCACUGGGGGGCACCCGACCCACCAAUAGAGCCGCGCAUUAAAAAAAAGAAAGAAAGAAAAAAGAUUACCUUGUCCCACCCCCUCCUCCUUUCCUCCUCCACUCCACUUCUGCAAAGAAGAACUCGCUCCUUCCCUCCCUUCAUCCUUCCAUCCAUCCAUCCAUCCAUCCAUCCAUCCAUCCAUCCAUCCACCCAUCCAGCUCCAUCAGUCCACCAGCCCCGGAGAAACCGAGCGAGCGGCUCCGCUGAGAUCUCGCCGCCACUGCUAUCGCCGCCAGUCUUUUUGCAAUAUAGGGGAAAAGCAGACCAUGGUGAAUCCGGGCAGCAGCUCGCAGCCUCCCCCGGUGACGGCGGGCGCCCUCUCCUGGAAAAGGUGCGCCGGCUGCGGGGGCAAGAUCGCGGACCGCUUCCUGCUCUAUGCCAUGGACAGCUAUUGGCACAGCCGGUGCCUCAAGUGCUCCUGCUGCCAGGCUCAGCUUGGGGACAUUGGCACGUCCUGUUACACCAAGAGCGGUAUGAUCCUUUGCAGAAAUGACUACAUUAGGUUAUUUGGGAACAGUGGGGCAUGCAGCGCUUGUGGACAGUCCAUCCCUGCCAGUGAGCUUGUCAUGCGGGCGCAAGGCAACGUUUAUCAUCUGAAGUGUUUUACGUGCUCUACCUGCCGGAAUCGCCUGGUCCCGGGAGACCGGUUUCACUACAUCAACGGCAGUUUAUUUUGUGAACAUGAUAGACCUACAGCUCUCAUCAAUGGUCAUUUGAAUUCACUUCAAAGCAAUCCACUACUGUCAGACCAGAAGGUCUGCUAAAAGGUCAGAGUAAUGCAGAAUGCGUGCCUUCAUCUCAAAUUUUGUUCAUCCCAGAUGGAUCCCAUGUGUCUCCAGUAGACAAGUCACCUUUGUAGCUAGCCCCAGUGCCAGCUUCAUGCCACUGCACCUUCUUUAUUCCUGAUUGCCCUUCCCACAUUUAUUGGUGUAUUAAAAUGACUGAAUAUGAGCAUUAAGGACUCUAUGAACCUGGGCUAAUGGGAGACUGUAGAGAAUAUGAAAAAAGAUCCACCGGAGGACAUCUUUGGGGGGGAGGGGGCUGGGGGGGAGGGAAAUGACUAAUGAAGCUAAUUAAAAGAAGCGUUCAAAUCUGCUUUCUACCCUCAUUAACAAUUAGCAGGGCACUGGCCGGAGUUUGUACCCUGUGUUUUUCCUUAACAACAUUCUCUUUGCUCUAUGUAUAUUUAGGUGUCGUAAGGAAAUGUGUUUCAAUCCAAACUGAAUAUGAGAUAAAGGAAAGAGAUGUGGCUUUUGUGAUACUCAAUCACACAAACACUUUUAUUGUAUCUCUGUAAAAUACAAUGUAUGUAUGCAUGUAAGUGUUUUUGUCCUAAUGUUGCUACUUCCCAUGGCAAAAAAAAAAAAAAGGAAAAAUUGGAAAAAAAAAAAAAAAGUAAGGCUCCUAGCAGCUACUGUGUAGAAAUUCUGCCCCCCCCCCUUCUAAUUUGCUGAAUGAAGACAAAUCUUUUAUUUGUGAUAUUUUCAGAGACAUUUGCUCUAGUAUGGUGUAUUUAAAUAAUAAAAACUUAAAAGGAAAAUACCAAA
Antechinus flavipes (yellow-footed antechinus) is the source of this 1596-nucleotide messenger RNA. RefSeq names its product LIM domain only 4 (gene LMO4). The transcript has 5 exons. The record is from RefSeq and is a predicted model, not a curated record. The coding region runs from base 316 to 813 and encodes 165 amino acids. NCBI's taxonomy places the organism in Eukaryota, Metazoa, Chordata, Mammalia, Dasyuromorphia, Dasyuridae.